Messenger RNA from Acanthamoeba castellanii str. Neff, 741 nucleotides. RefSeq lists its product as uncharacterized. The record is from RefSeq and is a predicted model, not a curated record. The coding region runs from base 1 to 741 and encodes 246 amino acids. Lineage: Eukaryota; Discosea; Longamoebia; Acanthamoebidae. The transcript has 3 exons.
AUGUUCUUCAUGUCCAACCGCUUCCUGAAGGACCGCGCCGACGCCGGCGUUCAGCUGGCACGCAAGCUCAAGCACUACCGCGACAUGCGGGACGAGGCCAUCGUGCUGGGCCUCCCGCGCGGCGGCAUCGUGAUCGGCUACCACGUGGCCCACGAGCUGCGCCUCCCGCUAGACAUGAUCGUCUCCCGCAAGAUCGGAUGCCCCGGCCACGAGGAAUACGCCGUCGGCGCUCUGGCCCAGGAUGGCAGUGUGGAGCUGGAGCAUGACACGCUUCGUAUGAUGCACCUCUCGGAACGGGACCUGCAGCCGACGAUCGACAAGGAGCGGAGGGAGGCGCAGCGCCGGCUCAAGGCCUACCGCGGCGACCGGCCAACGCUGGACCUCACCGGCAAGAUCGCCAUCCUGGUCGAUGACGGCAUCGCCACCGGCUCCACCGCCAAGGCCUCGCUGCGCAUGCUUCGCAAGAGCAACUGCAAGAAGGUGGUGUUGGCCGUGCCGGUGAUGCCGGCCGAUCGUGUGCGCUCGUUCGCGGCGAUGGUCGACGAGCUGGUGUACGUGCAGGCGCCCAAGGACUUCCACGCCGUGGGCCAGUUCUACGAGCGCUUCGACCAGACCGAGGACGAGGAGGUGCUCCACCUCAUGAAGCUCAACGCCGACGAGCUGCAGCAGUGGCAGGCCGAGGCCAAGGGUGGAGUCGCCCAGGACCGCGAGCGCACCUACAGCCAAGCUGCGGCCCACUAA